GGGGCGCACUCUCUCGUCACCCUGCGCCCGACCGUGGACCCGACCCCACAUUCCCGGACCCCCGCCGGCGCCGCCCGCGAUGCUCCGCGCCGCCAUCUCGAGCCUCGGCGCCCACCUGCACCGCCAGCCCUCCCCGGCGACCCCUCCCCUCCGCGCCCUCUCCACUGGCCGCGGCAAGCGUUCGUCCCCCACCGCGCCGCCCCCCGAGCCCGAGGACGAGGGCCUCAUGCGCGGCCUCUUCGUGCUCUCCCGCGACCCCUCGCACCCGCCGCGCCUGCUCGUGGUGCAGCCGCGCCUCCGCCCUGGCGGCCUCCUCGACUCCAAGCUCUCCGAGGCGCUCAACCUCGCCAGUUCCCUCGAGGAGUCCCGCGACGGCUUCGAACACGCCGAGUCCGCCGCCAAGGGCGGGCCGCCGCACCUCGUCGUCCAGAACCCCGCCUCCCGCGGCCGCAACCAUGCUGAUACAUAUUUUGGACCUGGAACUGUGGAUAAUAUCAAGUGUUACCUGAGGGCAUUGGACGAAAAGGAAGAAUUACAUGCAGUUUUUGUUAAUACGCUCCUCUCUGGGGUCCAACAGAGGAACUUGGAGGUUGCCUUGGGAAAGCCAGUUUUAGAUCGGGUGGGCCUUAUAAUUGAGAUAUUCAAUGCUCAUGCUGAAACAAAGGAAGCAAAGCUACAGUCAGAGUUAGCAGCUCUCAUGUACAUGAAGACUAGGCUUGUCCGUGUCCGCGGCCCAGGUGGAAAACUAGCUUUUGGUGCAAGUGGGGAAGCUGAAGUUGUCAGUGCUCGAGGGAGAGGAAGUGGCGGACGGGGUUCCAUGAGUGGUGCUGGUGAAACGGAACUUCAACUACAACGCAGGAGAAUCCAAGAACGUCGUCUAAGCUUGUUAGCUCAAAUUGAAGACGUACGCCGAACUAGGGCGAUACAACGUUCGAGUCGAAAGAGGCAUGGUGGCUCAUUUGGUCAAGACCUUGUAACUGUGGCAGUCGUCGGAUAUACAAAUGCUGGAAAAUCUACUCUAGUGAAUGCACUUUCUGGAGCUGGUUUAUACAGUGAUGAUAGAUUAUUUGCAACAGUAGAUCCUCGAUUACGCAGUGUGAUUCUUCCAUCAGGGAGAAAAAUACUUCUCAGUGAUACCGUUGGCUUCAUAUCAGAUUUGCCUGUACAGCUAGUGGAAGCAUUUCAUGCCACCCUGGAAGAAGUUGCUAAGGCAGACAUGUUAGUGCAUGUGUUGGAUUCCAGCGCACCUAAUCUUGAGGAGCAUCGUUCUACUGUUCUACAAGUACUGCAGCAAAUUGGUGUUUCACAGGAUAAGAUCAACAAUAUGAUCGAAGUUUGGAAUAAGAUUGAUCUUGUGGAUAGUAUUGCUCUGACUGAUGGGAUCGAAGACGAGAUCUUUUUCACUGAAGGUGAAGAGGAGGAAGACUUGUUCUCUGAAGAUGACGUGUCAUCAGAGCAGUCAUCUUUUGAUUCCUUGGAUGAUACAGUGGAUUCAGAGUCUUUAUCGGAAAAAAGUUGUGAAAAUGUCGAUGAUAAAAUGGCAUCUGAAGAAUCGAUUGCUGAGCCUAUCGAGAUGAAAGCAAUGAACUCUGAACUGUUACCAAAAGAGUGUUUUAAAGAGCCUAAUGGCCUGGAAGCUAUAAGUACGAGGGGUUGCACUUUGACAGAGCCAGUAUCCACUUGUCACGUGAAAACUUCAGCUGUGUCUGGGACAGGAUUGCAAGAGUUGCUGCAAUUAAUUGAUACAAAACUAAAUGGACAGCAAACGGUUGUGCAGAGAAGCUAUGGACCUUUUGAUAGAAAAUGGAGACCUAGUUCUAUGGAUGAUGAAAAGGCUGCAGAACAGUAG
Molecule: messenger RNA, 1849 nt
Organism: Hordeum vulgare subsp. vulgare (domesticated barley)
Lineage: Eukaryota; Viridiplantae; Streptophyta; Magnoliopsida; Poales; Poaceae
Product: GTP-binding protein At3g49725, chloroplastic
Exons: 13
Coding region: 80-1849 (589 amino acids)
Cellular component (GO): cytoplasm
Molecular function (GO): ribosome binding; GTP binding
Source: RefSeq, a predicted model, not a curated record